Messenger RNA from Caenorhabditis bovis, 837 nucleotides. NCBI's taxonomy places the organism in Eukaryota, Metazoa, Nematoda, Chromadorea, Rhabditida, Rhabditidae. The record is from the annotation of a GenBank genome assembly.
AUGCCGUAUGCCAACCAGCCACAAAUAGAAGUUACGGAGCUCAACAGCGAUGUUAUCAAGUUUGUACUGUCUGACACCGAUUUGAGUGUAGCAAACUCUCUAAGAAGAGUGUUUAUCGCUGAGGUUCCAACUAUAGCUAUUGACUGGGUCCAAAUUGAAACUAAUACGAGCGUUCUUCACGAUGAAUUUAUUGCACAUCGAAUGGGUUUGAUUCCGUUUAUAUCUGAUUAUGCAGUCGAAAAAAUGCAGUACACUAGGGAUUGCGAAUGCUCCGAGUUUUGCGAUGAGUGCUCAAUUCCGUUCGUCCUUCAAAAAAGGUGUAACGAUGAUCAUACUGUUGCCGUAACGACCGCAGAUCUUCAGCCCAUGCGCGAUACGGCUGUACGGCCGGCCUGUGGCAAUGCACUGCGAGAUCGAGGAAAUAUUCGCGAUGAUUAUAUGCAAAGAGAAGACAUUUUAAUUGUCAAAUUGAGAAAAGGGCAGGAGCUAAAUCUAAAAUGCUAUGCCAAAAAAGGGUUUGGUAAAGAACACGCCAAAUGGAAUCCAACUUGUGGAGUAGCGUUCGAAUAUGACCCUGAUAACGCAUUGAGACAUACAAUCUACCCAAAUCCGUCCGAAUGGCCGAGAAGUGAACAUUCGGAAUUACAAGAUGAAAAUGAGAAGCAAGCUCCUUAUGAUCCCAACGGCAAGCCAAAUAAAUUCUUUUUCUCAAUUGAAGGAACCGGAGCACUGCCUGCUCAGAAAAUUGUGACGAUGGGAAUUGCCGCGUUGAAGAAGAAACUUGAAGAUCUCCAAGCUGCCCUUCAAACAGAACUCAUGCAACACGGCGCUGGAUAA